AAUCCACAGCCGCCACCGCUGCAGCUCCAGCUCCCUCUCGCCGCGGGAUCAGCUGAGCGCGGGGAUCACGUGGGCGGCGUGUCGAAGGUCACCGCGCGGCUCACAAUGGAGCUGUCGGAGUCUGUGCAGGGCGGGCUGCAGCUCCUGGCCGAGCGCGGCUGCUUCUCCCCCAGAGCCUACGAGGCUCUGCUGCAGGCCGCCUUCGGUGCCUUGCUGGGCGGCCAGGCCGGCCAGGCCGCGCUAGAUCAUCCAGACUUGGAACAUAUUGAUCCAGCAGUAUUAAAAUAUUGUCAUGCAGCAGCUGCAACUUGUAUAGUAGAAGCUGGAAAGCAAAAAGCUGACAAAUCUGCCAUAAGUACUUAUUUAGAAGACUGUAAGUUUGACAAAGAAAGAAUUGAACAAUUUUGCACCGAAUACCAGAAAAAUAAAGAUACCUUGGAAAUCCUAUUGGGAAGUAUAGGCAGAUGUCCGCUGCAUAUAACUGAUGUUUGUUGGCGUUUGGAAUAUCAGAUCAAGACUAAUCAACUUCAUAAAAAUUAUCGCCCUGCUUAUCUGAUGACCUUAAAUGUUGAGAACAGUGACUCAAGAUCUCAACCGGACAUUAAUUUUAGUUGUUCUAUGGAGCAAUUACAGGAUUUAGUUGGGAAACUAAAAGAUGCAGCUAAAAGCCUAGAGAGAACAACUCAGCUGUAACUGCAGACCUUGGCAGACUAUUGGAUCCAAGAAGAAAAAGAAAUGGUUUCCUAACAGUUUCAUCUUUGAACAUUAAUAUGAUUACUCCUUCUUCUUACUUCAUUUGAUGGGAUUUUGAUAAAGCAUUGGCUGAACUGAAAUGGAAUGCCUACUUUCUAGCCAAUGUUUCAUGUUUUGUAUGUUUGUACAGUCAAGACUGUAGCAUUUUAGUAUCAUGUCUAAUGGGAAAAUGUUUAUUUGUUAGAUAACCACAUAAUUGUCUUCUUCUUUUUUCCCUGUCGCCUUGUUAAAUAUCUGCUCCCUGCUCAGUCUUGUCCUGUCUUUAAAAACAAGGCUUUAUUUCCCAUUUCUAACCUCUAAUAAAAACAGAGAGCAAAAGCAA
Messenger RNA from Podarcis raffonei (Aeolian wall lizard), 1075 nucleotides. It is a transcript of the gene COMMD3, whose product is annotated as COMM domain containing 3. Lineage: Eukaryota; Metazoa; Chordata; Lepidosauria; Squamata; Lacertidae. Bases 106 to 693 code for a protein of 195 amino acids. Gene Ontology annotation, biological process: sodium ion transport. The record is from RefSeq and is a predicted model, not a curated record. The transcript has 8 exons.